Drosophila biarmipes is the source of this 890-nucleotide messenger RNA. RefSeq lists its product as uncharacterized. Bases 8 to 835 code for a protein of 275 amino acids. The transcript is spliced from 2 exons. The record is from RefSeq and is a predicted model, not a curated record. Lineage: Eukaryota; Metazoa; Arthropoda; Insecta; Diptera; Drosophilidae. Gene Ontology annotation, molecular function: DNA binding.
CCGCAGAAUGGAAAGAUUUGGAGUGCCGCGUGGUAAGCGUCCCCGGGUGCAGGUGUCCUUGGACGACAAGGAGCGAGCCAUAGCCCGCAUCCGUGGUGGUGAGACCAAGGCCGGCAUUUCCCGCGAGCUGGGUGUCCCGGAGUCCACGGUUCGCGGCUGGGUGAAGCGGGCUGAGCAGCGAAUGGCCCGCGAGGCAGUUGGCCAGCCAGAUGCCGCCAACUUUCCCUCUAUCCUGGCCAUGACUCUGGCCAAGCCGCAAGUCACCAUCAGCGCAAAGUCAUCGGCCUCGUCCGUCAAUUCGAAAUCGUCAUUCUCAUCGCCCCCGCUGGCCUUGAAGUCCCUGAAGCUGCCACAAAAGCGGAACAUCAACGGUCAUCCGGUGGCACGUCCUCCCCAGGACUCCCACCCGAACCCAGCAGCUGCUCCCAUUCACAUUCCCGUGCCGAUUCCCAUGCCCUUCCCCGUGCCCCCGGCGCCUUCCGCCGACAGUCAGCAACAGAUCAGCGGCUGGUUGCACAUCUUCAAUGCCGGAAUCCUGAACUUCACCCUGAUUGCCACCGCUGCAGUGCUCCAGGCUCGUUCUCGUGGCCUGGCGGAUCGCCUGCCGCUGUGGCAAAUCAUCACGGAUUUUGUUGACGAGGCCGGACGCAACGUGGCCGCCAAUGGGGGUCAGUACGUCGAGCCAGUGCCAUCCGCUUUGGACGAAACGGGUCCGAGGCAACGAAUGGUCCAGGCGCCAGUGCAUCCGUAUCGCGGGAAUGUGAAGGCUCCGCCGGUUCACAUCACCGCCGAGGAUGACGAGGACAGCUCUACGGGUGAUGAGAUGGAACACUGAUUGUAUGGGAUUAGGAAAUUAGAUAGGGAUUAUUAAAUAAAUUUAUAAAGACUCA